GUGCCGCGGAUCCGCGCAAAGCACGCGGCUCGCGGCCCGGGCGACGGUUAGGACGGUUAUCCGUGGGCCGAGCUUCCGAAGCCACGGGCUGGGCCUGGCGGCGCUUCCUUUCGCCGCGGGCGCUAGCCUUCGCCGGCGAGGCGCCCGAAGCUGCAAAAUCCGUUGCGCUGCCCAGCGCAGGCUGGAGAUCCGGGGGGAUGACUUCAUCCUGGACGACUCGCAACACCGGAUCCUGUCGGGCUCCGUGAGCUACUUCCGGGUGCUGCCGGAGCAGUGGCGGGAUCGCCUGGAGAAGCUGAAGGGCCUAGGCUGCAACAGCGCAGAGGUCUACGUGCCCUGGAACCUGCAUGAGCCGGAGGUCGGGGAGUUCGACUUCGAAGGCCGCCGAGAUCUGCCUGCAUUCCUGAGCCUUUGCCAGGAAAUGGAGCUGGACGUGCUCUUGCGGCCAGGGCCCUACAUCUGCGCUGAGUGGGACCUGGGGGGGCUGCCGUGGUGGCUGCUGCAGCGCCCGGACCCUGUGCCCUUGAGGUCCUCAGACCCGGAUUUCCUCAAGGCGGUGGAGCGGUGGUGGUGCGGUGAGCUUCUGCCGCGGGUGCAGCCCUUCCUGGCGGCCAACGGGGGGCCGGUGGUGGCCAUGCAGGUGGAGAACGAAUAUGGGUACUGGGGCACGGACCGGACCUACUUGGAGAAGCUCAGGGCGAUGCUGAACAACUUCUUCGGGGACCAGUGCCCUUUGCUGUUCACCAGCGACGGCACCUUCUGGCCAGACCUGCAGGCCAACGGGGGCGUGGAGGGCGCGCUGCGCACCGCCAACUUCGGCUCGGAGCCCUCGCAGCGCUUCGCGGAGCUCCGGGACGCGCAGCCCAGCGGCCCGCUGUGCGUCAUGGAGUUCUGGGUCGGCUGGUUCGACUUCUGGGGCGCCUUCACGGGCAAGAGCUACCGUGACGCAGAGGACGUGGCCCAGACGCUGCAGGGCACCUUGGACCAGGGGGGCUCGGUGAAUUUCUUCGUCUUCCACGGCGGCACCUCCUUCGGCUUCUGCGGGCCCGGGGGGAACUUGUCGGCGGUGGGCACCUACGAGCCACAGGUCACCUCUUACGACUAUGGGGGCCUAUUGGACGAGGCCGGCGAGAUCACUGAGAAGUACAUCGAGUGCCGCAAGGUGAUGGCCCGGUUCCUGAAGCGACCGGAGCUCUUGGAGCAGAAGUUCCCCCCUGCGAGGCGCCUCCCAGAGUCGCCUCCCUUGGAGUUGGAAGCGACGCUGUCGCUGGAGGAAGCGCUGCCGGCCAUCGCGCCCCAGCGUCGGGUGCUGUCCGCGGUGCCCCUGGCGGCGGAGCAGGUGGGCCUGGGCUAUGGCUACGUGAUGUACCGCACCUCAGUGCCGGCCACCCGGCUGCCGCUGAGCAUCGGCCGGGAUGCGGUCAGGGACUUCGCCAGCGUCAUGGCCCAAGGCCAGGUGCUGGGCACCAUCUACCGGAACGACACGCAGCUGGGGGCCCGGGAGUUCCAGCUGCCCCAGGAGGGCUGCGAGCUGGAGGUCCUCGUAGAGCAGAUGGGCCGCGUGAACUUCGGGCCCCAGCUCUGCUCGGAGAGGAAGGGCCUGGUGGGCCCGAGCAGCGUGGCGCUGGGCUCGCCCUUCACCGGGCCGGCCCGCGCCGUGCUGGGAUGGGAGAUCAUCCCGCUGCCCAUGAACAAGGACCAGCUGUCCAAACUCCCUUGGGAGAAGUGCGAAGGCGUCUCGGCGCUGCGGAGCUCCUGGACCCGAGGGCCCCGCUUCUUCCGCUACUCCCUCCUCGUGCAGACGCCGGCCGAUGGCUUCCUGUCGCUCGAGGGCUUUAGGAAGGGCUUCGCCUGCGUGAAUGGCUUCAACCUGGGCCGCUUCUGGGAGGUGGGCCCGCAGCAGACGUUGUUUGUCCCCGCGCCUUUGCUUCGCCGGGGCAAGAACGAGGUCCUCAUCUUCGACAUCGACAACCCCAGCUGCGAUGCGGCGCCGCCGGCGCCCAGGAUCGUGUCUGAGGCGAUUUGGUCCUCCGGCGUGAUCCCGGAACAGGCGAAGGAAGCAGCCAAGACUGUCUCCAAGAUCUUCAAAUCCUGGACAUCCUGA
Effrenium voratum is the source of this 2104-nucleotide messenger RNA. The record is from the annotation of a GenBank genome assembly. Lineage: Eukaryota; Dinophyceae; Suessiales; Symbiodiniaceae.